Messenger RNA from Rhinolophus ferrumequinum (greater horseshoe bat), 8883 nucleotides. RefSeq names its product MER proto-oncogene, tyrosine kinase (gene MERTK). The record is from RefSeq and is a predicted model, not a curated record. Gene Ontology annotation, biological process: protein phosphorylation; nervous system development; multicellular organism development. Bases 367 to 3339 code for a protein of 990 amino acids. The transcript is spliced from 19 exons. NCBI's taxonomy places the organism in Eukaryota, Metazoa, Chordata, Mammalia, Chiroptera, Rhinolophidae. Gene Ontology annotation, cellular component: signaling receptor complex. Gene Ontology annotation, molecular function: ATP binding; protein binding; transmembrane receptor protein tyrosine kinase activity.
UCGACCCUCCACGAGCGUCCGCUGGGCACACCGGGUGCUCGCUCCUCCACGCCUGGCGGGCCCUGCACCUUCGGCUGGUGCCCGGGGCGCUGCGCUGGACGCCGGGAGGCCGGGCCCCUUUCCCGCCCCGCCUUGGCCGCGCCUCCCGUGCGGGCUCCUCACCCGCCCCUCGUGCUCCCUCCCUUCCUCUACUCUCCUGGCCCGCGGGGUCCCCUUCCUUCCCCCGCGGCCCGCCCCCGGCCCGCCCCUUUCAGAGCUGGGCGCCUCCCCGCUCCACUCUGGCGCCCGCCGGACUGGUCUGCGCCGCUGGCCUCGCUGCCCAGCCGCCCGUCCGACGGGAAGAAUUUCCAGACCCGCGGCCCCGGGAUGGGGCGGGCCCCGCUACUGCUGCUGCUGCUGCCGCCGUGGCUCUUCGUCCCUGCACUCCGGAAAGAGGCUCUUGCUGAGGUGGGAGAAGAAACCAUGCACACCCUGCCAUUCCCAGGAGGCCCGCCCGACCACCUGCCACCUUCCUUUCUUCUCGGCCGUGGGGCCUCCAUGGAGCUGUCACCAACAAGAAGUGCAACCCCUCCCAGGGUGACCUCUGCCAGGGCCAAGCGCCUACCGCCCCUUGCAUUUAAUCACACGGUCGGCCACAUAGUACUUUCUGAGCACAAGAACGUCAAGUUUAACUGCUCCAUCAGCGUCCCUAACACAUACCAGGACAUCCACAUUUCUUGGUGGAAAGAUGGCAAGGAGUUACUGGGGGCACAUCAUGCAGUCACUCACUUCUAUCCAGACGAUGAAUUCACAGCAGUGAUCGCGUCCUUCAGCAUAACCAGCGUGCAGCGUCCAGAUAACGGGUCGUAUAUCUGUAAGACGAAAGUAAAUGAUGAAGAGAUCGUGUCUGAGCCCAUCUACAUCGAGGUCCAAGGACUGCCUCACUUUACUCAGCCGCCUGAGAGCGUGAAUGUCACCAGGAACACCGCCUUCAACCUCACCUGUCAGGCCGUCGGCCCGCCCGAGCCUGUCAGCAUUUUCUGGGUUCAAAACAGCAGCCGUGUUAACGAACGGCCUGAAAAGUCCCCGUCCGUGCUCACUGUUCCCGGUCUGACGGAGACAGCGGUCUUCAGCUGUGAGGCCCAUAACGACAAGGGGCUGACCGUGUCCACGGGCGCACAGGUCAACAUCAAAGCACUUCCCUCCCCACCAGCUGAUGUCAGCAUCCACAACCGGAGUGCACAUGGCAUCCUCAUCUCCUGGGUCCCCGGCUUUGAUGGCUACUCCCCACUCAGCAGUUGCAGAGUCCAGGUUCAGGAAGCUGACCCGCUGAGUAAUGGCUCCAUCAUCACCUUUAACACCUCUGCUUCUCCACCUGUGUAUCAAAUCGAGCAGCUGCGUGCCCUGGAGAAUUACAGAGUUGGUGUCUCCUGCAGAAAUGAGGUCGGCUGGUCCGCGCUGAGCUCUUGGGUCCUGGCCAGCACAACUGAAGGAGCCCCAUCGGUCGCACCCUUGAACGUCACUGUGUUUCUGAAUGAAUCUAGUAACAAGGUGGACGUCAGAUGGAUCAAGCCUCCGAUUGAGCGGCAGGACGGGGACCUGGUGGGCUUCCGGAUAUCUCACGUGUGGCAGAGUGCCGACGUUUCUAAAGAGCUGUCUGAAGACGUCGGCCAGAACAGCAGUCGUGCUCAGAUCCCCAUCCGUGUCCACAACGCCACCUGCACAGUGAGCGUCGCGGCUGUCACCAAAGGAGGGGUGGGGCCUUUCAGUGCCCCAGUGAAAGUCUUCGUCCCUGCACACGCUUGGGUCGAUUUUGCCCCCUCGUCGACCCCGGCGCCUGGCAGCACAAACCCUGUGCUUAUUGUCCUUGGCUGCUUCUGCGGAUUUGUCCUGGUUGGACUGGCGUUCUAUGUUUCUCUGGCCAUCAGAAAGAGAGUCCAGGAGACGCGGUUCGGGAAUGCCUUCACGGGGGAGGAAUUAGAACCAGUUGUCAACUACACAGCAAAGAAGUCGUUCUGUCGGCGAGCCGUUGAACUCACCUUACGCAGCUUGGGCGUCAGCGAGGAGCUGCAAAAUAAGCUGGAAGAUGUCGUGAUUGACAGGUAUCUUCUAAGCCUUGGAAAAAUUCUGGGCGAAGGAGAGUUCGGGUCUGUCAUGGAAGGAAAUCUGAGUCAGCAAGAUGGGACCUCUCAGAAAGUGGCCGUGAAGACCAUGAAGUUGGACAGCUUUUCCCAGCGAGAGAUCGAAGAGUUCCUCAGUGAGGCUGCGUGCAUGAAAGACUUCAGCCACCCAAAUGUCAUCCGACUCCUAGGUGUUUGUAUAGAGAUGGGCUCUCAAGGCACGCCAAAGCCCAUGGUGAUUUUACCCUUCAUGAAAUAUGGGGACCUGCACACCUACCUUCUCUACUCCCGACUGGAUACGGGACCAAAGCACAUCCCCGUGCAGACGCUGGUGAAGUUCAUGCUGGACAUAGCCCAGGGGAUGGAGUAUCUGAGCAACAGGAAUUUCCUUCAUCGCGACUUAGCUGCUCGCAACUGCAUGUUGCGGGAUGACAUGACCGUGUGUGUCGCAGACUUUGGCCUCUCCAAGAAAAUUUACAGCGGCGAUUACUACCGCCAGGGCCGUAUCGCCAAGAUGCCCGUGAAAUGGAUUGCCAUCGAGAGCCUCGCGGACCGUGUCUACACUAGUAAAAGUGACGUGUGGGCUUUCGGCGUGACCAUGUGGGAAAUAGCAACUCGGGGCAUGACGCCCUACCCUGGAGUCCAGAACCAUGAGAUGUAUGACUACCUUCUCCACGGCCACAGGCUGAAGCCACCAGAGGACUGCCUAGACGAACUGUAUGAAAUAAUGCAGUCUUGCUGGAGGGCGGAUCCCUUGGACCGGCCUGCGUUUUCUGUGCUGAGGCUGCAGCUAGAGAAGUUCUUGGAAAGUUUGCCUCAAGAGCAGGACAAGGCUGACAUCAUUUACAUGAACACACAGCCUCCCGGGGACUGUGAGGGCCCAGCAGACAGCCCCCCAGCUGCACAGCUGGAUAGGGACAUGGACCCCAACCCCAUGUAUGCUUCUUGUAUGCCCAGCACUGCUGUCAGUAUCACAGCCCAAGUUCACGCAAGUUCACAGCACAAGGACAGAUCACACGAGGAAAGGUACAUCCUGGAGAGGGGCAGUGGGGACUGGAAAGACCUGGCCCCUGCCACCCCAGUAACGGGGAUAGAGGAGGAGAGCGAGCUCCCACUGGAGGACAGAUGUGUGAAUACUGGGGUCUCCUGGUCCCAGGCCAGCACACUGCCCUUGAGGGGCCCACCACCAGAUGAACUUUUGUUUGCGGACAACUCAGACGACUCGGAAGUCCUGGUGUGACAAGAGUGGACAGAUGCCCACAAGCCAGGGACACCUGUGUCCCCAACGUCCACGCUCGCUCCAAGGUUCUGCGUUCCGUCUUCCUUACCAAGUAAACGCCCGAAAGCCCCAGAUGAGUGUUGUCCAGGCUGCCGUCAUUAAAAAUGCAGAGUAUAUAUUUAUUUAAGGAGAAAAAUCUUUGUAUAUGAUGGAAAGAGACGUAAAUAUUAUAUUUUAAUGAAAGAUGCCUUAUUCCUUUUCACUUACCUUGCAGACCCUAAACGCUGGGUUCUAUCAGCCUGCUGUCUGCAGCUACCCCUUGCUGUUAACAUGUGCAAACAGUCGAAGCUGUCUUUUUCAGGUUCUUUUCUUUUUCCUGACUAUGAAAUGUAAAAAUAUCUCUGAGGGUGGCCAGUUAGCUCAGUUGGUUAGAGCACAGCGCUCUUCACAACAAGGUUGCCGGUUCAAUCCCCACAUGGUCCCCUGUGAGCUGCGCCCUCCACAACUAGAUUGAAACAACUAUGUGACUUGGAGCUCAUGGGUCCUGGAAAAACACAGUUAAAUAAAUAAAAGUUUUAAAAAAUAUAUCUCUGAAAUGAAAUGCCAUCUUUGACUUUGCUUCUUCUAGUCUGAAAAAUCAGAUGCUCCUACAUGAAUCAUCUGUUGAUAAGAGUGACUCAUUUGAUAUUUAACUCUUAACAGUUUUAUAGCUGUUUUUCCAUAUGACUUGCUAAUAAAAUAUGAACGAGGAAGGAUGUGUCGUGCUUACUUGAGUUGUGGAAACGGGGUCACCGACAGCCUUGCUCCCUGAAGAAGGAUCCCCUCAGUGCCUGGCCCUCCGGACACUGGCUCGGCUAUUCUCAGACAUUUCUUAAAGAUGAGGAAAAACCACCCUGUGGAGGCCAAAGGGGAAGGACAAAAAUAUGAAAGGGUUGAAAACUACGCUCUGAGCAGAAGGAGUUAAAACGAACAGUAGAAGAGCACCGGCUGGUGAAGGGCUUCCUGUGCGGGUGGCAGGCGGAACAGUGGGCAGGGAGCAGGCAUGAGGCUAUGACCGCGGCCGUUGUUUGUGGAGCACCUACUGUGCCUCAAGCCCUUUAUGUGAACUGUCCUAUUGAACCGGUACAUUGUGACCAUGGGUGCCAGUGUCAUCAUCCUGUGUGGGCCAGGAACCGAGGCUGGAUGCUCAGUGACCAAUGACAGCGCAUGUGCAGAGAGCGAGACAACCCAUGAGCGAGAAUUCAGAACCGAGGUGCCUGCUUCUGGCUGGUUCCAAGCAUGUGAUUGGGGGUCUGCUCCAGAGACUCAGCCUUUUCAUUUUAUUUACUAGGCACAGAGAUGGCACUUCCUGUGUGCCAGGCACGGCCCACAUUUAUUCCUCAUAACAACCCUACCAGGUAGGUGCUGCUGUUAUCCCUACUUCACAGACAGACACACUGAGGCAGGAAAAGGCUGCCUUACUCUGCUAGCACGGGCUCAGUUAAAGUGUUGGAUCACUCAGCCCUCGGGGCCAUCAUGCAGGCGAGGGCCAGCCUCAUCCUCAGGCCUGUUGCUCCCCUCUGUGAGGCCACCUCAGCAUCUGCACUGGGUUCACGGUGUGGCCCUGGGUCCUGGGCCUGGCUGCCAGCCCCAAUGCCCAGGUCUCCAGGCUGAGGGGCUCCCCUGUUACUGUGAAAUGCUCCAUGCAGGAAAAUUCUUAGGGUUUGAAAAAACUGCAUCGUUAUGAGAAGUGCCAGCAUCACAUUUACCCACAAAAGAACAAAAACAAAGAUCCUUUCUAUUGUGGAAAAUGUUUGAAUGGUUGUUUUAAAAAAAUCACACACAAAAAUUGUGUAUCAUCUCUUUGUGCAAAGUUUCUUGCUAGUGGUGACCUUCAAGAAUAUGACUAGGUCAUCAUUAAAGUCUUGGUCAGGAGCUGAGUGGCAGUUCAAGUGCAAAACCCCAGCUUACAACGGUGUGUCCAUGUCUGUAAGGUAAGUGAGCAAAUGGAAAAACCUAUUUGGAAAUUUCAUAAAAACUCAGUGUUAACUCUCUAAAUGAAUACAACAGGUCCUCGAAUAACAUCAUGUAGUUCAACAUCGCUUCAUUAGAUGUUGAUGAGAAAAAGAAUUGGUUCCCGGCGGCGCCUCUGCCUGUGUGGAGUGUGCAUGGUCCCCCAGGUCUGCGUGGUUUUCUCUGGGGAGCUGGUUACUCCUGCGUCCCAAAGACAUGCACAUGAGGGCACGUCUCCAUUAUUGCUGUCUGAGUGGGUGUGGGUGGCUGCGAGUGGCCCUGCAAUGAACGGCCGCCCAGUCCAGGUUGGGCCCCACCUGCGCCCUGAGCUGCCAGGAUGGGCCCCAGCCCCAUGAUACAAAUCAGCAGGUUAGAAAAGAAUUCUCUUACUUGUUUUUAUUUUUCUUCAAUGUGUGUAGAGCUCAGUAUUUAACAUGAGGAGUGUUUGAGUCUUAUUUAGAAGUUUGGUGAGGCUUUUAUAACCAGAAAUAUGCCUGGGAACCUAACUGUUGUUUCCGUCAGCCUCGAGUAACAGUGGAUCCUUUCACACUGUUUCACUUAAAGUUACAGUUUCCAAGAGCCCCUGGAGGACGUGAAGUGAGCACUUGCUGUCCUCCAUGCUUUUUUGCUUCUAAUUUUAAUUAUUUGAUGUAAACAAAUACAUAAUGAACAGUCGUGGGAUGGCACAGGCCCCCCACAGUCCUGUCCCUUCUGCUCGUAUGUGCCCUGUGGCCGGAGGAGGGCAAGAGGCCAGGACCAAGGCUGCCCAAGAGAAGACAAGUGAGCCACAGUGUCUUCUGGCUUUUCUUGGGACGUCAGCAAACACGGAAGAGAAAUGCACCUCACCAGCCCACAGCCGUACUCCAGGGCCAGGUUACAGGGCUGGGAGCAGCCCCUUCCCACCCCCUUGCUUCUCCCAACAGCACAAGGGCAAGGACGUUUGAAAUCACCUCACUGAGAACUUGUGGCCCUAUGUGUGUUCUGUCAGCCACACCUGAAUGUCUGCACGUCUGAAAGAAUGAGCUUUCAGAGUCUCCUGUGUUUGGCGAACUCUGGUACUGAAUUCUGAGCAGGGACCGAAAAUUGCCUCUCGGGUUCUCUUUUGUAUUAACUCAAAUUACUUUUGCAAGUGGCUCUAAUGGGCAAGACGUGGUGGGGAGAAAAUAGGGACAAACCAAUCGGGUCAUUGCCUUCAGCUGGGCUGGGUCAGGGCUGGGGAGUUCAGACCACAGGGUGAGAGAAGUUAAGAAGAAAUUCCCGUGAUCUGCAGGUGGAAACUACCACUGCCUCUCUGGGGUUUUCUUCCUCCCUCCCUUCCCACUUUCCUUCCAUCCUUCCUUUCCUUAGUCCUUCCUCCCUUUUUUCAUUUUUCCUUUUCCUGGGUUUUCUUACUGAGGAGAAACAAGAAGUGAGGAGCGGUCCACGCCGCCAGCGGUUUGCACGCUCCCCUCCAGCAGUCUUGGGCAGGUUGCUUGGCUGUCCUGGAGCCCAGGUUUCCAUGCACAGUGACAACAGCCACCUCCUGCAGCCCCUGGGUGGCGGUGAGGGAAGCAGGGGACACAAACUGUUUGAGAGUACUUUGUUCUUGUUAGAGGAUUUCCCGAUUGAUGGCUGCUGCCCGUUUCAUUCCUUAUGGAGUAUAAACUCACUAUUUAUCCUAUUAAAAAUAUUCUCUCUGAUUAUGUUAUCCACUCCUUCCAAAAUAAUACAAACUAACGAAAGGAAAGGGAAGGGAAGGAAGGAUUUCAUCAUUGCCAGUGACGCUGGCAGUGGGGCAGAUAGCAGAGGGAAAGAGACUGGCCGCUGUAGGUCACUGCAGAGGGCUCCUGGGCUCAGAGGUGGGCAACUCCUGAUACACUGAUGCACAAAGAUGCCCCUCCUAGCGGUCUCGGGGCCCAUCCCUCCCCAGAUGUGGGUGAUGGCAAGCAGUGGUGGCUUUAUCAACAGGAUUGGGCACCUGAGGGGAGUCAGAGAGCCCCCUGGGGAGGGCGAGAUUCUCCCUGUGUCUCCAUGCGCCCCCAGACCAAGCAGAGGUUCCCUGCUCAGGAAACGGGCCAAACCACAGUCUCUUAUUUUAUAAGUCAGAUUGAUUCUGGCCAGACUAGUUCUGACUCAAGAAAGUCAAGACCUUUGUAAGUUCUGGUGAACGGCAAAAGCAAGUUGGAACUUCUGCUGAGUCGAUGGGAAAAUAAGUGACCCAAAAUAAACCAGCCAUGGCAGCAACUUAACUUCUCCAAAGACAAAGUUUAGUUAACCUUGGGUGACAAAUGGAAAACGGGAACGUUUGUUUUCUUUAAUGAACAUUUCAGUAAUGCACAACAUUUCUAUAGGUGGAUUUUAUUACUCUCUCUUAAAGCUCUAAGAACUGAAGUAAAACUGCCAUUCUACUUUAAAAAGCAUGCCUAAAUGACUUAUUUAUAUUUAAAUGGAAUGAACUGCAUUUAAAUGAACUUCAACCCAAAGACCACUGUAUUAGGAUAGAUUCAUCUAUGAUAUCUUUUAUUGAAAUGGGAUUCCAUGUACUUGAAAGAGAGAUUUGAAAGAGAAACUUGAGAGUUCUAAGUACUUGUAGUAACCCUUCGCACUUCUAUCGGAUGCAGUAACUUUAAACUGAUUACUGGGUUUGUUGAGACGGCACAGUUAAAAAUUCUACUUGGAACAGCAGCCAGGAGAGGACACACCGCCGCUCACCACCUGCUGGCAUUCCCUGAGCAGAAGGGCUGUCUGGACAUGGGGUUUGCACAGCACUCGAGGCCUUGGCCCUGUUGACCUCGGCCACAGUCCAGAAGGACCAGAUGGCUUCUAAUGAAGGCUCUCUUUUAAAGAAUGUCCCCAGGAAGCCCUGACUUGCCUGUUUCUUGACGUCCGUUAAUACCACGUUAAUUCCACGGUGAAGGUAUUAGUGCUAUUGACACACGAGGAACUUCACACCUGGAGACCAGUGCUCUCCCUCGAAGUAGCCUCCAAAGCCCUGCCCCCCAGGAUGUACAAUUGUAGGGGGUGGAAAAAGGUGCCCAGGCUGGAAAAAGAAUAGUAAACUGUCUUUAUCCAUAGAUGACGUUAUCCAUAAAGGAUAAAUGCUACAAUUUUGUUCUGCGAAAUAUACUGUUAAGAGAACGAAAAGACAUCAUAACACUCAACAUCAUUAGCUAUUAGGGAAAUGCAAAUUAAGCCACAAUGAGAAACCACCUGGAAGAGUUAGAGUCAGAGAGACAGAUACCAAGUGUUGGUUCUGUUUCUGUCCUUCUAGUGGUAGCUUUAAGAUUUAUUGUGUAUAUGCUCAGCUUACUGCAGUCUGCAGUCAAGUGAUAUACCAUUUCAAAUACAGUAUAAAAACCUUACAAGGGGGCUGGCCCGGUGGCUCAGGCGGUUAGAGCUCCAUGCUCCUAACUCUGAAGGCUGCCGGUUCGAUUCCCACAUGGGCCAGUGGGCUCUCAACCACAAGGUUACCAGUUCAAUUCCUCGAGUCCCGCAAAGAAUAGUGGGCAGCGCCCCCUGCAACUAAGAUUAAACAUGGCACCUGAGCUGAGCUCCUGCUGAGCUCCUGAAUGGCUCAGUUGGUUGGAGAGCAUC